Molecule: messenger RNA, 210 nt
Organism: Paramecium tetraurelia
Lineage: Eukaryota; Ciliophora; Oligohymenophorea; Peniculida; Parameciidae
Exons: 1
Source: RefSeq, a predicted model, not a curated record
AUGAUAAAUAAGUUGUAAGUGGGAUAUCUAGUAAUUGGAUUUACAGCAGGAUUUUAUUUUGCGAUUAACUUGGAUCAAGCAUAUUACUUCUCUUUGCAUCAUAAGUUGUUCUUGCCAUUAAGAGAUGAAAUAAACAAGGCUGACAGAACAUUUUCAACAGUGUUUAAUACUUUCAAACAGGGGAUCAAGAAUGCUUAUGAUGAUAUUUGA